CAACCACACGGCAUUGAAACCUCGACGAGCAACAAAAUUCCCAUGUCGGCUGACGAGGCUGAUGCCGCCGGAGCAGACGACGCCGGCGAGCUCCUCGUCUGGCCGUGGACCGGCAUUCUCUCCACGACCGCCGCUGAUGAGGACGCCGACGCCGCGGCCACCCUCGCCUUCCACGCCCAUCGGCGCUUCGCCGGCGUCGCAACCACCGCGCUCCGGGAGGAGCCAACCACCCACCAGCAUCGCCAGCAACACUUCUUGCUGCUCCACUUCGGCAAGAGCUGGGCGGGCCUCCGGGACGCCAUGUCGCUGGCCGCCUACUUCACCGGCGCCGGGAGGAGGAAGUGGCAGCGGCGCGGCGAGGGCGACGCCGGCUGCGUCUUCGGCUGGGCGGCCGUGCGAGAGGACCUCAUCGGCGACGGCGCGGUCGGGAGGUUCCUGAGGGAGUCCGGCACCGCGGCGAGGAGCGUGGAGGACAUCGAGAAGGACGAGGCCAGCGCCGCCGUCAUGCUCGGCGCCGUCGCCAGCGAGUACCAGAGGAGGGAGAGGUUCUUGGCCGCCAAGAACGAGGAGAUGGCCAGGGUGGUCCAGAGGAUGGAGGAGGAGAGCAACAGGCUCCACAGCGAGCUCAAAGAGCUAAAAGCCGUAGCAGACAAUACCCUGCUAGAGAUGUUCCGUGGCGCCGAUGAGGAGAACAAUAAGCUCAGGGCAGAGCUGGAUGCGAUCAAGGGAGAGGUCAAGUUGAGGGUGGACAGAAUCCAGGAGCUCAAGGAAUGCAGAACCGAACUGCACUGCAGCAAAGUGGAGAAGCUAGUUAUCGAGGUCAAUUCAUUGGACAUGGCAGAUAGGAAGCCCGAGGCGAGUGACCAUGCUCAAAUGCUUCAUGAUAAAUAUAAGGAAGAGAUGGAAGCCAUCAACGCAAAAGUAAUUCAACUUGAGAAGCAGCUGGAGCAAAAGGAAGCACAAGAGUCUGCAAUAUGUCUGCUGAACACGAAACUACAGGCAGAGGAAAACUUGAAGGAAGCAUAUGGACAUCUGCAUAAAUUAGUGACAAUUUCAAAAGAGUGUCUAGAGCAAGAACGUGAAAGGUUUCAAAAUGUAUACAUUGACCUAGCACAACGAGAUCAGCUGAACAGAGAUGAGCUUCAAGAGACCCGCCAAGAAGUGAUCAAGUGUUUGGAGAGCAUGAUGAUCAGCGAUUUCACAGUUAUAGGGAUCAAAAGGAUGGGACAACUUGAUGAAAAGCCCUUUCACCAUGCGUGCAAGAGGAAGUACAGUGACAAUGAUCCAGACGGCAAAGCAGCAAGGUUGGUCUCAAGUUGGCAAGAGGAACUCAAGAACAAAUCCUGGAAUCCCUUUACCACUUUUUUGGUUGAUGGAGAAGAAAAGGACGUUGUGAAUGAAGAUGAUCCAAAAUUGAGACAGUUAUGGACCGAGUACGGUGACAAUGUCUGCAACGCAGUGAAGGUUACCCUGACAGAGCUCAACGACUACAGUCCUCGGGGACGGCAUGCAGUGAAUGAGCUCUGGAAUUUCAGGGAAGGGAGGAAGGCAACAAUGGCAGAGGUGGUGAAGUAUAUUUUCGAGCAGCUGAAGACAAGCAGUUAAUGGUGGAAUAUGGGUUGAAGCUAUGGCACGUCUCAAGCUAUGGCACGUCUCACAUCUAGAGGUCUCGACGUAAACGUCCUGCAGGGUCUGUCUGUUUUGCUCUUUGCAUAUAGGACAGGCACCAGUCUGCUAUGUAUUUGUAAGUCAUACCACUGUAGGCUGCAACAUCAUGCUACUUCUCUCCUAACCUGUAACAUUAACGGAACUUUGUAUCCCUGUUUCCGUUUUUGUACUAUUAGACAUCAGUCAUGUGCAAUUUGGGUCGUUAACACUAGUUCUAGUCCAGUGUUAGUAGUUGCCUCAUAAAGGAGAUUUCCUUAUGAAAUAAUCAUUCCAAAAGAUGGACCCAUGUCAGAACUUAUUUCACUACGGACCUAGUGGUUAUCCAUUAAUCUCUUAAUGCCAUAAACAUGUAGUGACAAGAACCCAUAAAUAGUUGUGCUAUAUAAAUGAUGCAGGAAACCGUAGACAUGGGUAGUCUAUAUCAAGUGAUGGGUGUAGACUCU
Molecule: messenger RNA, 2111 nt
Organism: Setaria italica (foxtail millet)
Lineage: Eukaryota; Viridiplantae; Streptophyta; Magnoliopsida; Poales; Poaceae
Product: factor of DNA methylation 2
Exons: 6
Coding region: 43-1605 (520 amino acids)
Biological process (GO): gene silencing by siRNA-directed DNA methylation
Source: RefSeq, a predicted model, not a curated record